AUGGUAGAAUAUACCACAAGUAUGAAUUCAGUGAUAAGUAGAGGAGGGUCAGUAGUUCCAGUAGUAGCAGCAGCAGCUUUAUACGGCACAACGGCACAUAAGAAAUCACUUGAAGCACUUAACUUCACACUGAAGGAUCAUCGGCGAAAUAACAACAUCUUUGGCGGCUUGAUGAUAUUGUUGGCAGGCGAUUUCAGGCAGACGUUGCCAGUAAUUCCCCGUGGAACGCCUGCAGAUGAAUUGAAUGCUUGCCUGAAGGCAUCACCUUUAUGUAAUAACGUAAAAACAUUAUCGCUAACCACUAAUAUGAGAGUUCAACUUCAAAAUGAUCAAAGUGCUGCACAAUUUUCCAAACAAUUGUUAGCUGUUGGAAAUGGAAAAGUCCCAGUUAAUGCGACAUCUGGAUUAAUUACUCUUACCAACGACUUUUGCCGAUUCGUAGACUCUCAAUUAGCUCUUAUUGAAAAUGUUUUCCCAAACAUUAGUGAGAAUUAUCAGAAUUAUGCUUGGUUGAGUCAACGAGCAAUUCUUGCCGCAAAGAAUAAUGAUGUACACGCACUGAAUUUCACCAUUCAAUCAAAAAUUGCUGGCGAUUUGGUGACAUACAAAUCUGUUGAUUCCAUAACAAAUCCCGAUGAUGUAGUAAAUUAUCCAACGGAGUUUUUAAACUCUCUGGAGUUACCAGCAUUUUCACCACAUAACUUGCAACUCAAAGUUGGUACAGUUAUUAUGAUAUUGCGUAAUUUGAAUCCACCGCGACUUUGCAACGGUACUCGACUUUCGGUACAAAGACUUAUGCCGAAUUUGAUUGAAUCAACCAUUAUUAACGGAAAGUACGCAGGUGAAAAUGUAUGUAUUUCUCGAAUACCAAUGAUUCCGACUAAUCUUCCGUUUGAAUUCAAACGGGUGUUUGCGGGAUAA
Molecule: messenger RNA, 921 nt
Organism: Diorhabda sublineata
Lineage: Eukaryota; Metazoa; Arthropoda; Insecta; Coleoptera; Chrysomelidae
Product: ATP-dependent DNA helicase pif1-like
Exons: 2
Coding region: 1-921 (306 amino acids)
Biological process (GO): DNA repair; telomere maintenance
Molecular function (GO): DNA helicase activity
Source: RefSeq, a predicted model, not a curated record